Chlorella variabilis is the source of this 4800-nucleotide messenger RNA. RefSeq lists its product as hypothetical. The record is from RefSeq and is a predicted model, not a curated record. Gene Ontology annotation, biological process: DNA repair; mitotic sister chromatid cohesion. The transcript has 28 exons. NCBI's taxonomy places the organism in Eukaryota, Viridiplantae, Chlorophyta, Trebouxiophyceae, Chlorellales, Chlorellaceae. Gene Ontology annotation, cellular component: chromatin; nucleus. The coding region runs from base 1 to 4800 and encodes 1599 amino acids.
AUGGGCACCGGCAAAAGGAGCUCGUAUGAGUUCAAUGAGGAGGAGGACGCCCACGAGGAGAUUGACAAGGCCGGCAAGGCGCUGCUGUCGCCGCCAAAGGGCAAGGACGCCCUGCUGCGGCUGCUCAAGGGCGCGGGGGACAGCCUCGCCGAGGCUGCUCAGAGCUCCGAGAGCGCCAAGCUCGCUGCCCACAACCUAGCAAAGGGCCUGGGCCGCCCCGAAUUUCUGCGCCACAAGGACAAGGAGGUGCGCCUCUACACGGCGCUCUGCCUCUGCCACAUCCUGCGGCUGAACGCGCCAGACACGCCCUACACAGACGACCAGCUGCAGGGCAUUUUCGAGCUGCUGACGCGCACGUAUGGGGAGCUGGAGGAUCCCGCCUCGCCCCACUUCCAGCUCUGCCUCUCCAUCCUGGAGACCGUCAGCCAGGUCAAGUGCUCGCUGCUCAUCUUGGACCUGCCCAAUGCCGAAGAGCUGGUGUGCAACCUGUUUGCCACGCUGCUGGACGCGGUCAACGAGGAGAAUGCGGGGGUGCUGGAGGGCACGGUGCUGGAGCUGCUGCGCAGCAUGGUGGAGGAGGCCGACGACCUGCCCCAGCAGCAGCUGGACAUCCUGCUGGGCCGCCUGCUGCCGCGCGCCGCGGCCGAGGCGCCUGCGGCGGCGGCGCUGGUGGCCGCGCUGCUGCAGCGGUGCGAGACCACGGUGCAGCCCUACCUGCAGAAGUUCCUCAAGGCGCUGCUGACCGGCGUGCGCACCGACAGCGAGCUCAAGGACGAUGCUUAUGAGCUGUUCUACGCGGUGCACGAGACGGUGCCGCAGGCGCUGCUGCCGCUGGAGCCGCAGCUGCGCGAGGAGCUGGAGGGGGAGGGGGACGGCUCCAAGCGGCGGGCGGCGGUGGAGCUGGUGGCCAAGCUGCUGACUCAGCACCCCGGCGGCGCCUCCAAGAUCCUGGAUGAGUAUGAGCCGCUGCUCAAGGCGCUGCUGGGGCGCGCCAACGACGUGGAGGCUGAGGUGCGGCGCAAGGCGACCGAGUGCAUUGCGCCGCUGAUGGAGGCGUGCGGGGGCCACGAGGAGCGACAGCUGGAGGUGCUGCGCACGGUGACGGAGAAGCUGUUUGACCAAGACGAGGGCGUGCGCAAGGCGGCGGUGGCCGCCGUGUGCGCCGUGCUGCAGCAGCACCCGCGCCUGGCCAUCAGCACCGCCACCAACGGCCGCGGCCGCCUGCUGCACUGCCUGUCGCUGCGCCUGCGCGACAAGAAGGUCGCCGUGCGGCGGGAGGUGGCCAGCCAGAUGGCGGCGCUGGUGCGCACCUGGGCGCUGGCGGCGGCAGAGGGUGGCUCUGGCGGCGGCGGCGGCUCUACCGCUGGCGGCGGCGCCUCGCCCGAGACCCAGACCAUGCUGGCCAUCCCCGUGGUCCUCUGCAACUGCGGGGUGCGGGACCCGGAGCUACGUGGCCACAUCUUUGACACCGUGUUCAGGGCCGGCAUCUUCCCCGCCAAGCUGGCGCCCGCUGACGUGGCGCGCUACUGGGCGCAGCUCUGGUUCCAAGCAGGCGACGAGAACCGGCAGAUGCUGGCGCAGGUGCUGAAUGGCAAGGUGGCCAUCCAGGCGCAGGUGCAGCACUUCCUGGCGCUGCGGGCGGCCGCCAAGGAGCAGCGCGCGUCCAGCCUCAUGGGCGCAGCCGGCUCGAUGGGCGGCGGUGCGGCUUUGGGCUCGACUCGCGGCGGCGGCGGCGCGGGUGGCCGGCGGAUGGCCAACCCGGAGGCCCAGCUGCAGAGCUGCAUGGCGGAGCUGGUGGGGGCGCUGUGGGGUGCCAGCAAGCCGGAGGAAGGCCUCCAGAAGCUGGCUGAGGCCAAGGACAACCACAUCUUCCGGGGGCUGGCCACCCUGGCCGUACACGGCUGCACGUACAAGGACGCGGUGGCGGCCGGCAAGGAAGUGCUGCAGCGAGUUGGGUCCAAGGGGCCCGCUGCCGACCUGGUGCGUGUGCUGGUGGCCCGCCUCACCCCCAACCUGCUGUCGCCAGAGGUGCUGCACGCGGCGAUGGAGGAGGCGGAGCAGAGCGAAGAUGUCCAGCGCUUCCUUGUGGCGGUGUCGGCGGCGGCGCCGCGCCUGCUGGCUCAGAGCCUGGACCAGGUGCUGGAGAUGUUUGAGUCGGACGACCCCGCGGUGGCAGAGUGUGGGGCCAAGGUGCUGGCGCACACUGGCAAGGGCAUGCUGGCGCACUGCCAGAGGGCCAAGCGGGGGGUGCCGCAGUCGCUGCUGGCUCGGCUCAAGGCCAUGUGCACAGAGGGCGGCCCCGCAGCGGUCAAGGCGGCGGCCAAGGCGCUGGUGGUGCUGGCGGGGCAGGACAAGGCGGCUGAGGCGCCCGCCACGCUCGCCUCCCACGGCUCCCUGCUGGCCGCGCUCAAGGGCCUGUCGGUGGUGGGCCGCCUGCUGCCAGAGGUGUUUGAGCCGAGGGCGGGCGAGGUGCUGGACUUUGUGGUGGGAGACCUGCUGGAGGCAGACAUGAGCGGGGGCAAGCCGCUCCCCGGCGUGGAGGCGCGGCCCGCAGUGGCGGCUGGGCGCCUGUGGCGCCGCCCCUCCGCCGUGACCGCCUCCAAGACCGCCGCGCUGCGCACGCUGUGCCAGGCCCUGGUGCCGGACAGCUCCAAGGCAGACAUCACUCAGGCGAUGUCGGAGCGCGCCGCUGUGGUGUGGGAGCUGCUGGAGCCGCUGCUGGACUCGGACGAGGGGGAGCCGCAGUUCAAGCCCUUCAGCCUUGUCUUCCCCAGGACCAGCGACCCCGAGCACGCAGAGCUGCAGCGCGAGACGCGGCGGGCCAAGCGGCGGCGCGUGGAGGGUGGCAGCGAGGAGGAUGAGGAGCAGGAGGAGGAUGAGGAGCUGGAUUGCAUGGACGCGGCGUGGGUGCGGUACUCUGCGGUGUGUGGCCUGCUGCGCCUCGCGCGGGCCUAUGACGCAGCCAUGCCGGCGCCGCUGUACGCCAACCUGGCGCUCACCUUCCAGGAGCCCCUCAUGGAGCCCCGCCGCGCCAUGACAGCCAAGCUGCAGCGCACCGUGACGCUGCUGGCGGGGAGGCCGCAGACCUUCUGCGCGCAGCGUGCUGCCAAGUAUGCUGCGGUGCUGGCCCUGUUUGCGGUGGACCCCGAGGAGCACAACCGCGCCUACGCGAUGCGCACGCUGCGCGACUUUGUGCUGCAGCGCAGGCGCGCGGUGGCGCGCGCGGCCGCCAUCACCGCGGCCGGCGGCGGCGGCGGCGGCGCCCUGCUGCACGACAUGCCGGAGUUCAUGCUGGCCUACCUGCUCUUCCUGCUGGCGCACCACCCAGACUACCCCACGCAGGAGCGCCUGGAUGAGUACAGCCAGGCCAGCCAGGAGGAGCGGGAGGAGAUGUACGGGGAGGGUGGGCCCUUUGCACCCUUCAUGGGCAUGCUGCAGUUUGCCCUGGAGGCGCUGGCGGUGCCCGCGGAGCAGCCCACCAGCGCUGGAGAGGUGGCGCGCGGGCUGCCGCCCGCCCUCAAGCUGCUGCGCACGCUAAAGUUUUGUGAGGACACGUCUGUUGAGCCGCGCACGCAGGAGGUGCACCAGCUGUGUGACCUGGGCCUGAUGCUGCUGAAGCAGAUCAGCAUGCGGCUGACCAAGGGCAAGCCUGCCGAGCCGGGGCACUUCCCGGCGCAGGUGGUGCUCCCCAAGCUGAUCUUCAGGCCCAACCUGCAGCAGCCCAAGCGCAUGGACGGCAGCCACCUGCCCCCAGACCGCUACUUCUCUCCGGGCCUGUAUGAGGAUGACUUGUUCAUGCGCAGGCUGCUCAUGCCGCAGCUGCCGGGCCCCGCCAAGGGCCGCAAGCCGCGCCCCAAGCCAGGGUCGCAGCGGCGCAAGGCGGCCAAGGCGGCAGAUGGGAACGAGGAGAUGGCGGAGGCGGGCGAGGAGGAGUCUGUGGGCGGCACCCCGCACCACCAGUCGGACGCAUCGGAUGGGGAGGAGGAGCGGCAGCAGCCUGCGGGCAGCAGCGGGCGGCGCGGCAAGCAGAAAGUGGCGGCGGGAGGCGAGCGCGGCAGGCGUGGCCAGGAUGACAGCGAGGGCGAGAGCGCUGGCGGCGGCGCAGCGGGAGAUGAGGAGGCAGCGCCAGCGCCAAAGGCAAAAAAGAGGGCGACAGCAGCAGGUGUCAAGAAGCGUGGCGCCGCAGCCCAGGCGGCCGCCCCGACUCCCACCCGUCAGCAGCCAAGGAGGGGGGCAAAGGGCGAGACUGCCGGCAAGCUCAAGGAUGCAUCUGAUGUGGAGGAGGACCCAGAUGACGGGUGGGAGGAAGACAGCAGCCAGGAGCGGGAGGCUGCUCCCCGCGGCGGACGUGCAGCGCCAGCAGCAGCGCCAGCGCCGGCAGCCAAGGCCAAAGAGGAGGAGGAGGAGGGUGAUGCGAUGGCCCUGAGCGACUUUGAGAAUGCCUCGCUGGGCAGCCCAGAGGCCACGCCCGGCAAGUCGCGGCGGAAGCAGGUGACGGCCGUGGCGGCCGCGGUGGUGGUCAAGGCAGCUGCCAUCGGCCUCAGAGCAGACACGGCCGAUGAGGAGGUCUCCCAGCCGCCGCAGGAGCAGCAGCAGCCUCGACAGCCGCGCCGCAAGCAGCAGCAGCAGCAGCAGCAGCCUGAGGGUGUCCAGUCUCCAGGGCAGGAGAACCGCGCCGCCACAAACGGCGCGCAAGGCGGCGGCAGCAAGGCCAGGGGCAAGGCAGCGCCGGCAGCCAAGCCCGCGGCCAAGAGCAAGGCCGGAGGGGCCAGGCCGCAGCUCAAGCGUGCGCGGGCGUGA